UCCGCUUCUACUCGUUGGAACGAUUCGCGGGUGAAGCCGAACGAGAGCCCUUCCUGCCUCUCGCUGUGUGCACGUCGCCCCCUCACCAUCGCCUAGCAACAGCAUCUGUCUCUCUCUCUGUCUGUGUGUGUGGGCUCUGAGCGUGUUGGCUCAGCGGCCGGCACCGUGGAGGACCCGCCUCUCUCUCGAAGUUGACCUCCUACUCCUUCAAACGAGACGACCUACUUCGCAGACCUCCCGUCUCUCUUUCGUUCAGCCACCACCAACCCCCCACCCACCUACAUACAGAUAGACUUUUAGAGGACGAUCGAGAUGGCCCCCGCUCAAGCCCCCUCUACCUUCAAGCGUUUCGUCGAGGUCGGACGUGUCGUUUUGGUCAACGACGGACCUUCGGCCGGCAAGCUCGCCGUCAUCGCCGAGAUCAUCGACCACAACAGGGCCUUGAUUGACGGACCCAACUCUUCGGUUCCCCGACAAGCCAUCGCUUACCGACACCUCAUCCUCACCCCCUACACCAUCCCCGCCCUCCCCCGUGCUGCCGGUACCGGUGUCAUCAGGAAGGCUUUCGAAAAGUCUCAGGUCGGAGACAAGUGGCAGGCUUCGUCGUGGGCCAAGAAGCUCGCCGCUCGGGACGCCAGGAAGAAGAGCACCGACUUCGAGAGGUUCGAGGUCGGUCUCCUGAAGAGGCAGAGGAGGGAUCUCGUCCGCAAGGCUUACGCCAAGGAGAAGAAGGCUUCCGCUUAAACGCGAGAUGUCGUGGAUUUUCUUUUUGGCCGUACCGAGUUGUGAUGGAGAAGGGAUGCACUGUACGAGAGACGACCGGGAUGGAGAGGGAGAAGGAGCAGGGAGAUGAGACGCUGUCAAGGGACGUUUUGCAGGCGUCUGUUAUCCUACUCUUCGCCCUCUUGUUUUUUCUUUGCGGCGGUUCCUAUGACCGUUUGCGGGAUGGCUGGGGGAAUACCAUAACAAUCAAUAUGUUUCCCCUCUCGA
Filobasidium floriforme is the source of this 990-nucleotide messenger RNA. Its product is annotated as putative 60S ribosomal protein L14. The transcript is spliced from 4 exons. Gene Ontology annotation, molecular function: structural constituent of ribosome; RNA binding. The record is from RefSeq and is a predicted model, not a curated record. NCBI's taxonomy places the organism in Eukaryota, Fungi, Basidiomycota, Tremellomycetes, Filobasidiales, Filobasidiaceae. Gene Ontology annotation, cellular component: cytosolic large ribosomal subunit; ribosome. Gene Ontology annotation, biological process: translation; ribosomal large subunit biogenesis. The coding region runs from base 313 to 744 and encodes 143 amino acids.